Molecule: messenger RNA, 2031 nt
Organism: Oldenlandia corymbosa var. corymbosa
Lineage: Eukaryota; Viridiplantae; Streptophyta; Magnoliopsida; Gentianales; Rubiaceae
Source: the annotation of a GenBank genome assembly
AUGGAGUUAAGAAUCGAACCAGAUGAACAAGCAAAGCAAACAAUCAAGAUCCUAUCAGAUGAAAUGGUGUCGAUGAGUAGAAAGAUGCCUCCGCCUUCAGGUACAACGCAACUGGAACAAGAGCAGCAGCAACACCAGCAAGACCUCCAGGAUGCACAGAUUUGUGAACUGUGCGAGAUGGGACUGGAGCAAUUGAGCCAGACAAAUGAUGAGGCUUCUAUUGCAGUGGGGAAAACUGUGCCUACUUCAAAAGAAGUGGUGGUUGAUGAACCACAAACUCAACUACAAGGGGCACAGGGACUGGAUCAAUUGAGCCAGACAAAUGAUAGGAAUUCUCUUCCAGUGGGGAAAUCCGUGCCUACUUCAAAAGAAGUGCGGGUUGAUGGAAAACAAACUCAACCAAGAGAACAUGCAACGAAUGUCUCCACGACAGAAAAGAAGAGAUCCCAUCAAGAUUCCACCGGGCGGGAUACAGCUGUGACAUCCACCUAUAGCAAAAGGUCGAGAAGCACUGGUACCAGGAAAAGGAAAGCAUUGAAAGACGCAAGUAUCCCAAGCUUUAACCUGGGUAUCUUCUCCAGUCAGGAAGACAGUUACGAGACAGCCCAAGAGAAGAAAACUCAAGAAGAUGUCACAGUAACGGUUGAUCUGGAUAAAGAUGUGAAUGAGACUAUAGAAGCAGAAGAAUAUCCAGUACCAUCUGCUCUGGACGAAACAAAGAAUCCCAUUCCUUCUAUCGAUGAAAUUAUAACAAGGGCCAGUGCACCAGCUUCAGAGACGUCGAGUGAUACAGAAAAACUAGAGAUCAUUGCAGCUGUUGCAGAACAAGUUGAGAAAAACCCAGAGGUGGUUGAAGCAGUCCCUUUAAGCAUAAUUCCACCCGAUUGGAAUGCUGCUUCUACCACGGAUCGUUUACUCAUGCUGGACAAAAAUGAGUGUACCACGCCACCGCCUGCAAUCUCAAAGGAAGCUGAAGUACUUGAUGAAGGCUUAACAAAGACAGUGGAAAAGAUCCUCAAACAAAAACCUAGGAGGAGAAAUCCACCAAGAAUCCACCGGUUGCCCGAACGGUUCAGGUCGCCGUUCAUGCUGCAGAAGAAAAACAAGAAAAAAUUCAUACAGUUGACAGAGGAGAACAAGAAAAUGACUGAAGAAGAAGCCCUGUUGAUAGACUUCGCUCUCUUGCAGAGACAAGAAGAAAUAGUUAAAUCGGGGAAUUUCUUGUUUCAAUUUGGAAAAAUUGUUUGGGCAGACAGGACAGCAUUCUAUUCCAUGAGGGAAGGCACAUGGAUAGAAAACAGCAUCAUAGAUGCUUGGGCUGUCAUCCUAAACAAAGAAGAAGCUAAAAAAGACUCCCCAAGUCGGAUAUUCUUUGGUGUUUCCGCAUUUGAUAGUAACAAAGAGGAAAUAGAGUUCACGUUCUACGAGAGGUUGGCUCUUGAACUAGAAGAACAAGGACUCAGUGUAGGAUCCCUGAUAGUGGCAAAAGCCAUCUACUUCCCAGUGCACUACAGAGAACAUUACUUCUUGUAUGUGUUGCUGGUUCAAGAGAAGAAAGUCCUCGCAUUCAACAAUCUUCAUGCAAAAGAUCUGGACUACUACAAGCCAACAAAGGAUCUACUUUUUCGGUUCUUUAAAAUGUACAUUCAAUGUGUGUUUCCAAACAUAGAACUGGUCAAUGCUCAGUUGACCUUCACAGAGGUUACGCUACCAUCUCACAACGACAAAAAGCCAAAUGCGGAAGAUUGUGGAAUAUUCACAAUGCACCACAUGGAGAAGUAUGAUGGUGGUGACUACGAGGAUGGUACUACUUUGGAUUUCCACACAGGAAACAUCAAAGAGUACCGGUGGAGAUACAUGUUAAAAAUCCUUAUGCACCCAUCCAACAAAAAUAAGGACAAAAUCCUCAAAGCAAUGCACCAGUUCUACACAAAUACUGCUGAAGAAGAACCAAAAGAAAUUCCAGAUCAUGUUGAUUUGAGCAGCAAAUCUUACUACAAUGACAAAAAAAAUCAGGGAUGCGUUAAAUGA